Prorocentrum cordatum is the source of this 1904-nucleotide messenger RNA. NCBI's taxonomy places the organism in Eukaryota, Dinophyceae, Prorocentrales, Prorocentraceae. The record is from the annotation of a GenBank genome assembly.
AGCCAGUUUGGCUCAAGCCUUUUGAUGGUACAGGUCCUCCAGAAGUCUUGUUCCACGAAGGUGAUACAGAACCCAUGCCACCCCGUAGUCAUGCACUCUUCUCCAUACUGUAUCUUCUGUUGCAGUCUGAUUGGCUCACGGCCUUGAGUUUGCAGGACAAUGGGGCAAAUACGCUGACGAGAUCGAUGCCGCAGAAUCAGAUGUCGUGCCAAAUCAUGGAUUUCAUUGACUUCCCUGAUUUCCUCACGUAUGCGCCUAAAAAUUGUCCGUGGUGGCCUAACUGUUCCAUUCGCCAUUACAGCAUGUCGGACUUAUAUAAGCCUCCGGAAGGUCUCAAACACAAAAGUUGGGCACCAUCAUCUUGGGCUUCGCAGUCUUCCACGAAGUCGCAGACCGAAACAUAUGAGUGGAGGGCGGCAGCGGGUGCGGGCGUGGGCGAUUUCAAUCAGUUUUUGUUGGAGCAGGUGAUGCUUGCAAAAUGGCAGGGCUCAGGGAAAUGCUGCACAGUAGAAAAGGGGAACUGCGCAGGCAAUGAAGAGGUCAUAAUCUACCCGUCAUUCAUUCUGCAUUUCCAUAUGGAGUUCGGGUACAAUUGGCAUAUGCUUUGGCAAGACUCCCUUCACGGAAAGGUAAUCUACGAGUAUUGGAACGCCAUAUAUACACGUCAUUGGAAAAAAGGCCGCAAGCCUAUGAUCGUAACACACCUGAGCUACACUUGGGAUUCAAGACUUUCUAUCGAAUUUCUUAAAGUUCUAUCUCAUCGCUUCCCCAAGGAAUUCGUAAAACAUAUAAUCAUAGGUGGCCUGGAAUCAGACAUGCGAUCCAAGGACAAAAAGCAUAUGAAAGAACUGCCCACUCUGGUCGCGCUUCCUUAUCCGGUUGGGAUCAUCAAUGCGGUGCGUUUCGCAUCCAGAGAUGGAUCCGGAUUUGAUCCAAAUCGUGACCGACCUAUCAUUAUCAAUUUCGAAGGCGAUUGGAGCAGAGACCGUGAUGGCGGGAAUAUUGCCAGGCCCUAUUUGCAUUCAAAGCUUGAGAAAUACAUCGGGAAAUCAAGCCCACAUGUGCACGUUUGUAGAGAGUCGAAUGCAAGGACAGACGCACAGCACAUUUGUGGACAGGAGAUGACAAGAGGUUUUGAAUCGUCGUUGAACAGCGUAUUUUGUUUAGAGCCACCUGGGGACACCCUUACACGAUCCCAUUUGUACGUGGCAGUUCUGACUGGUUGUGUUCCAGUUAUUUUUGAUGGCGGCCAUACAUCGUAUGGGCCACACGAAACUGCAUGGGCUUGGAGAAAAACAAAUGCAUCUCAUUCUUCGCGCUCUGUAGAUUACAAGUCUUUUGCGGUUGUGUACGAAAUGGAUGCGAUGAAAAACGUGGACUGGGUGCAGGAUCUGCUGGAUAUGCCUGUGAAGAAUCCAGAUCGAUUACUUGAGCUUCGCCGUGGUCUUGACAAUGUAGCGCCUCAGAUGAGAUAUUCACCUGAAGCUAAUAAGAACGACGCUUUCGAUGCAUUCGUUGCUGAGAUCGAUGACAUACGCUUGAGCCAUCAUUGAUUGACAGUCGAGCGCUUCGCUCGCGAGUCAACUCUAAGUCAAAUGUGACAUCAUGCGUUGUCGCCGCCUUCGUCAGCUGUAUGAGCAAAAAGGCGAACGGUGACGUAAACAUUUAUGAACACCAGAGUUUCCAAGAGCUCGCAGAGACGUGACACGCUUUGUUACCCAGGCUCCCAAGAGCGAACAGUGACGAGGCAGCCUUCGAGCGCCACGGCUCCCAGUUCGAACGAUGAGGUACACGGCUCUGAACGCCGAGGCGCCCAAAAGCGCAUGGUGGCGUGGAAAGCUCUUCACACCAAGGCUCUCAAGACCGAACGGCGCCAUGAGCCCUUCCCGGGCAGGCUUCGGCCC